Molecule: messenger RNA, 846 nt
Organism: Parastagonospora nodorum SN15
Lineage: Eukaryota; Fungi; Ascomycota; Dothideomycetes; Pleosporales; Phaeosphaeriaceae
Exons: 2
Coding region: 1-846 (281 amino acids)
Source: RefSeq, a predicted model, not a curated record
AUGUCCCGUCGCUCCGACGCCACACAUUUCGAGCCGGGAGUGUAUUACACAUUGAGCAAUGCCAAUCUCUCAGGCAUGGCUCUCAGCUUCGGCAGCUCUGUCCCAGGAAACGAAACAAUCGUCAUGACGAGAUACAAACAAGUCGGGUCGGAAAACUGGCAGCUCUUCUUCCAGUCUGGGCGGUAUUACAUACGCAAUCGCGACUAUGGUGCAGGUUGGCAGCUGGGGUUUGAGUCGGGCAAAGAGACGAGCCCGAAAAUGUAUGCGCGCAGUGGGAGCGUGAGUCAGCAGUGGACGAUAGAUCUGGUACUGGGAGGUCGGAAGUUGAGAAAUGGGGCGGUGGAGAAGAUGGUGUUUGCGUUGCGGAAUGACAGGACGCCGGUGAUGCAGCGCGAGGACAACACGGACGGUGAGAUAUGGAGUGUGAACCGUCGCGAUCCAGGCGAGCCGGAAAGUAGCCCGAUCACGGAGGACAUGCUCAGACAAGUGGAUGGGAUGGAGUUAAUUUCAACUGCAAGUUCGACUUCAACUUCGACUAUGUCUACGUCUGCGUUUGCUUCGCCGGCACUGUCGAGCCCUUCAGCGCAGCAAAUGUUUCCCAGUGGCGCGAAAGCUGGCAUAGCCAUAGGAGUUCUUGCGUUCGUUACCAUCGUUGCAAUUGGUCUCUGGUUCAUCGUCAUGAGAAAGAAGAGGUCGCGUGUACACCGGGUUCAGAAAGAUGGAGUCACUAGUGUAUACGAGAGCGACAGCAAUGCUCGUAAUGAGUUACCAGCGUGGCCUACGCGACUGCAGUCGGCGAGGGAUAGUGAUGUGCGUGAUAGAGCAAAUUUGGUCCGAUUGCCGUAG